AUGGAGAUCAACAUCCAGAUCAAGAAUGCGCAGCCUGAAGAACUGCUGCAGGCGUUUGCAGCACUAAGUGGCGGAGCGGCACCCUCAGCACCAUCAGCACCAUCGGCAUCUCCAAAUAUAGCCUACACUUCCGACCAAGGGAGACCGCCGUUGAAAAGAAUGCGCAAAGAAGCCCGCGCCACUACAGCCGCAACAAGGAGAUCCCCGAGCCUAUUAUUCAGCCAAGAGGAGCUCCAGGCACUCCAGAUAGCCAACCCGCAGGGAAUCACGCAGGACUCCACAGCUGAGGACACCGAGCAGAGCGCAGUUGAAUCUGGCGCAAAGGCCAAGAGAAAAGCUCAGCCCUUCUCCGCCUUCCGCAAACAUGAGGGACGCACAAUCAGGAGAAGCUCCGCCCACGCCGAGGCCUACUUCAUCGUCAGGACUGCCCGCGCUGCCAUCAGGACCAUCCGCAGCAUCAUCGAGCGCACGACCCACCAGACCUUUGUUGGUGCGAAAGAGAGCCAUGAAUUCCAGGACAAGAUCCAGAUCCCGCACUCCCAGGACAACAUCCAGAUCCCGCUCUCCCAGGACAAUGCAGAGAUCAAGGGCAUCGGGUCUUAUCAGCAGAGCAUCAAGCAAUACAGAGUCAACUGGCGGGACAUCGAGAUCCCGCAGUUUCCCAUCCAUGACUCCACCAAACAAUAUAUUGAUGCACUCUCCGCGGCAGCGGAGUUCCCGGUCAGCAGUGGUGUUCUCUUGGAGCAUGACCUCACAUGGGACAGAGGAGGAGAUCCAACGCCUGAGACAAUGAGGAGAUUCUACUUUCUCCAAUCGGCAGAUCUCACGCUGCGAGACCCCCCUCUGCCAACGCGGCAAGAAAAGAUUCUCUUCUGGGCGCAUGCAACAGACGUCGGAGCCUUGUUCAACAUGUUGAAGGAGCGGAACAUGAGACCGAUGAACGCGCAUGGAGUGGCAGCGUUCGGAUGUAAUAUCUUUUACGCACUGGGGCAUGAGAUGAGUGGGUCCGACAUGGAUGAACAUAACCUGACCAGGGUGAUAUUCAACGCCACGCGCAGUGCAAAAAACUUAGCGGGCAUCGUGGCUGGCGGCAGAGCGUGGGGCUCCCUCAGAAGGCAUCUCGGUGGCUCUUACGAGACGGCCCGUGCAGCUACUGAAGAGGACGAGGUGCUCAAGGACGCCAAUGCAAAAGCUUAUUGCGUUUCUCGCAAUCGAUAUUGCUUUACAUGCAUUGCGUUUGAACAGCUGAUGACGCCGCCUUCCACAGCGAAUACCCUCAUCUCGCAGUACCAGAAGGCCGCAGGCAUCGCCCCACAAGGGAUCGGAGUCAGCCUGGUGGCAGGCAGCCAGCGGCAGUGCAGCGAGUCAGGGCAGUACAUCAUGGUGGCCCCAGACAUCGAUACCAACACCAGCACCGGCAUCUGCACCUACGCCUACACCAGCGUCCGCUUCGACAACGACAUCCUUGCCUACGUGGCCGCCUUUGCCACCGCCUGCUACAAGUCCACAUACCCCGCCUACUCAACCCGCAUGGACGUCCGUGACGUGACCGUCGCCCACCUUUGCAGGCAUGGCAUGGAGGAGUUUGGACUUCGAGGACUCUCGCACGGCAAGUUCACAGGCAUGAUAUUGACUCGCAACAUCGCAGAGACUGUAUUUCUGUCCCAGUUCCAGAAGAAGCUUCGCGAGAGCAACAUCGAUGUGGACGCCACCGUCGACGCCAUCUACAAAAGCAAAGGCCAAAAAGCCCCUGACAAGGUGAAAGAGGCCGUAACCUUUGUAACGCCACUCGUUGACGCCAUCUUUGAUGCUAUCAAACCGUGGGCGCAAGCGCGCAACUAUGCCGCCAACACCACCGACGGCGACAACCAAGCAGCACAACGCAUGCAGGCUUUGGAGGAAGAGACCGCGAAGUACAAACAACGCCUACGCAGCGCCGGCCUUGAAGUCACCCCCCAAAAGUCGCUUCCACUACAGGCCGAGCCAGCGGAUGGCCCAGAAGCAACGACAGCUCCACCAAAGCGCAGACGCCUCACCAAAGGUGCCAUCAAGCAGCGGAAUGAAGACAUCAUCGCAGAGCCACACAACGUGAUCCGCUCCAGUGGGCAAGAGCCACCAGCAAGUAUGACCUCGAUUGCGACUUGGGUUGCCAACCUCAAGAAGAGCCUUCCCCGGGACAAGCACGCAGAAGUGGACAACCACAUACAGUCCGUGCAGGCCAUCCUUGAAAAUGCAAAGUACACCAAGGCGGAGCUGCAGGAGAUGGCCACGCGCUGGGGACUUCCUAUAUCCCUCACAACAGCACCCAAGGUCACGCCUAAGAACCUCCAGCAGCUGAUCGCAGCCGUCACCUACCUCGCCGUGUGA
This is a messenger RNA of Symbiodinium sp. CCMP2592, 2367 nucleotides long. NCBI's taxonomy places the organism in Eukaryota, Dinophyceae, Suessiales, Symbiodiniaceae. The record is from the annotation of a GenBank genome assembly.